AUGGGAGGACCAUCACGUUGCCCAGUAGUGAUGACAAAAAGCACAAAAGUUCGUGAACAAUAUCAAGAGAGCCACACAGUUUGUACGGAUAGCAAUGUGAAAGAUGUAGGCGGGACCAGUCAUUCAAUACAUGAAAAAUGUCAAGAGAUUCCUCCAGCCUUAAAGGGCAGCAAAUGCAAAGGUGCCACAAAUCAACGAAGGUCAAGUAGGCGAUUGGCAAACAGCAGGGGAGGGGGGAUGUUGAGCAGCAGUAUGUUUAACCUCCACAUGGGGAAGUUGUGGAGGAGUUUUAAAGGAGACAACUUGCACAAUUUCAUCACCCUGGACUGCAUGUGGUUUUUUAUGUACACAAAAGAAGUGUACAAAGGGAACGUGCUGAAGUGGAUUGAUGAAUUGAACAUAUUCUCAAGGAAAUAUGUGUUUAUUCCUAUAGUCCUCUGGUUUAUGAGGGAUAUUUAUGAAUUAGGAACAAUGCCCAAGCAUCCAGCAUUGAUUGAGAAACUGCCUUUGCUAGUGCCUAAGAUGAUAAAACAGUAUAUUGUGUUGGUUGAUGGUAAUUACUGGUUGAUAUGUUCAGUAUUUCAUGUAUUUGUUGUGACCGAUAAAUGCACUCACCAAGUCCCUCAACAACGGAACGACAUGGAUUGCGAAUAUUUUGUACUGUAUUAUAUAACCAAGUUUGUGGAAGUUGCCCCAGAAGAUUUUUCAAUCAACGACGAGUAUCCUUACCUUAUGACGCAUGAUUGGUUUACACUGGCUGAAUUUACAACCUUCCAUGACAAACUGUUGUGUGAAGUUGAAUAG
Pistacia vera is the source of this 804-nucleotide messenger RNA. RefSeq lists its product as uncharacterized. The transcript is spliced from 6 exons. The record is from RefSeq and is a predicted model, not a curated record. Gene Ontology annotation, biological process: proteolysis. Gene Ontology annotation, molecular function: cysteine-type peptidase activity. NCBI's taxonomy places the organism in Eukaryota, Viridiplantae, Streptophyta, Magnoliopsida, Sapindales, Anacardiaceae. Bases 1 to 804 code for a protein of 267 amino acids.